AUGCCCCAAAUUGCGGCUCAGAGCCUACGUGCCCUGAGCAAGUUUCCCCGGAAAUGGGCGUAUCCGGCGCAUUUGGUCGCUGGACGGAGAGUUGGCGGAUACAAGUACAUUUCGCUGCAAGCAACGCCUGCAACAGACACUAGCAGAAUCAAUGUGGCGAGCAGGUCGUUGUCCGCUGCGACACCGGACGCCUCAUUCGAAGUCGUUGGAAGUCCGUACUCGCUCCUUUCCGUUACCCUCUCCCCCUCUCAAGAGUUGUAUACUCGUCGGGGAACACUAGUGGCUUUUGCCGGAGAUCCUAAUGGAACAAUCUCGACCUUGCGAAUCCUCAAUCCCGUCCGCCGUGCCCUGGUCGGGAUACCUUUCUUGUAUCAAAAGAUCACCUCGACAUCCCCCGCCAAUGCUCUGAUUGCAACGAGGUCGCCAAUGACCACCUUCGCCAUUCUGCAGCUGGAUGGUACGAUGGAUUGGAAGCUGGCGCAGAGAAAAGCGCUGCUGGCGUGGACUGGCAGCACGCUCUCCGUCAAGCCGAGUAUAAACACGAGGUUUUCUCUCGCAUACUGGGGAAGCUCCAACGUCACUGGGAGGGGACUGCUAGCGCUUGCAGGACAGGGCCAAGUUUAUUCGGUUGAACUUGCAGAAGGAGAGACAUACAUUGUUCAUCCCUCGAACAUACUCGCUUACAGCUCAUCAUCACCAUCUCCGGCACCUCUACCCUUCCGAUUCAAGUCAUCAAGUGCUCGGUUCCAAAUCCCUCUCCAGCUCGGGAAUUUCUUUCCCUCCUCGAAAUUUGUCGCCACUCUGAAAACCAGCAGCACGUACAAAUUCUUUGCGAAUUUGCUUUACCGAGUUCGAACAUGGAGCCGAAGAACCCUUUGGGGAGACCGCCUGUUUCUACAGUUUAGUGGCCCAACAACUAUUCUGAUCCAAAGCCGAGCUGCGAGGGUCAAUGAUGUCCUCACGACACAGGAAGUGAACGAGAUUGCGGACACCCCUGCAGGCGCUGUUGAGGAGGCUAUCUCCAAUGUCCACUCAACAGACCCCGAACUGUCCAAGUCAGGUUCUGCUGUGCCUGUGUUCCCAGCGCCAUCGUCGCCGAGACUAUCAGUGGCGAGUGUCGGCCACGAUGGCAAGGUUACUUUUGGUAGCGCUCAGAAAUCCGAUGAGAAACAGCCAUAG
This is a messenger RNA of Fonsecaea nubica, 1179 nucleotides long. RefSeq lists its product as hypothetical. The record is from RefSeq and is a predicted model, not a curated record. Gene Ontology annotation, biological process: inner mitochondrial membrane organization. Gene Ontology annotation, cellular component: mitochondrial inner membrane. The transcript is spliced from 2 exons. The coding region runs from base 1 to 1179 and encodes 392 amino acids. NCBI's taxonomy places the organism in Eukaryota, Fungi, Ascomycota, Eurotiomycetes, Chaetothyriales, Herpotrichiellaceae.